AACUUCUGUGGUGUGGUAUUUCACAUCUUCCUUAUCAUGUUGCUGUUGGAUGAGGGCCACUGCUCAACUACAAAUUCCUCAUUGGUGGAGGAGCAGAUUUUCAAUUACAUUGAUGAGCAUCAAGAUGCAUUUGUUAAGAAUCUUUCAGAAUGGGUUGCUGUAGAGAGCGAUUCUGCACAGCCACAGCUAAGAAAAAAAGUUGUAGAAAUGGUGGAGAUAACUGCAGCCAGUCUCCGAGGCUUAGGAGCUACUGUGACGCUCAACGCGGUGGGUUUCCAACAGCUGCCAAAUGGCCAGAGUAUUUCUUUACCUCAUGUUAUUCUAGCAAAGCUUGGAGACGACCCACUAAAACCCACUGUAUGUUUUUAUGGACACGUGGACGUCAUGCCUGCUAAAAAGGAAGAUGGAUGGAAAACUGACCCCUACAGUCUCACUGAAAUUGAUGGAAAACUUUAUGGACGGGGAGCAACAGAUAACAAAGGACCUGUCCUUGCCUGGUUACACGCAGUGAACACAUUCAAAGCACUAGACAUAGAUUUGCCAGUCAAUGUCAAGUUUAUCAUUGAAGGCAUGGAAGAAUCAGGGUCCAUUGGACUAGAAGACUUACUUGAAAAAGAAAAUGAACAUUUUUUCUCCGAUGUGGACUAUAUUGUGAUUUCGGAUAAUACCUGGCUCUCCACAAAAAAGCCAGCUCUCACGUAUGGAGUUCGGGGAAAUGCCUGCUUCAAUGUGCAGGUAAAAUGUGGUGAAAAAGAUCUCCAUUCAGGAACUGUAGGUGGCAUCAUCCAUGAACCAAUGUCAGAUCUGGUAGCCCUACUUGACAGCCUUGUGAAUUCAUCUGGUCGCAUUCUGAUCCCUGGAAUCUAUGAUGAUGUAGCUCCACUUAAUGAAGAGGAGAAGCAGCUGUAUGAGACAAUAGAAUUUGACCUGAAGGAAUACAAAGCUAAUAUUGGUGUAAAGGGAUUUCUUUAUGACACCCAGGAGCAAAUCCUCUUAAACUUGUGGCGAUUCCCAUCUCUCUCUAUUCAUGGAAUAGAAGGAGCUUUUUGUGAUCCAGGGUUCAAAACAGUUAUACCAUCAAGAGUCACAGGGAAAUUUUCUAUCCGGCAAGUUCCCUAUAUGGACCUUUCUAAAGUGGAAUGUCAGGUGAAAAAGCAUUUAGAAGAUGUAUUUGCUAAACGAAAAAGCCCAAACAAACUGACAGUGUCUUUGCAAUUGGCUGCAAAGCCAUGGAUUGCUAAUCCUAGUGACCCUCAAUAUGAAGCUGCUAAAAAGGCAAUUAAAAAAGUCUUUAACCAGGAUCCAGAUAUGAUCCGGGAUGGAUCAACAAUUCCAAUUGCUAGGAUGUUUCAGGACAUCACAAAGAAGAGUGUGAUCAUGUUUCCAAUUGGAGCAGUGGAUGAUGGAGAGCACUCCCAGGAAGAGAAAAUAAACAGAUCAAGCUACAUUAAUGGAAUAAAAGUGUUUGCCUGUUAUUUAUUGGAGAUCUCAAAGCUCCAUGGACAAUUAAAGGAAGCCUCCAGUUUGAAGACUGAUACAUGAUGGCCCAUGAAGAAACUAAUGUCUGUUGAUACUGUAC
Molecule: messenger RNA, 1579 nt
Organism: Varanus komodoensis (Komodo dragon)
Lineage: Eukaryota; Metazoa; Chordata; Lepidosauria; Squamata; Varanidae
Product: beta-Ala-His dipeptidase-like
Exons: 13
Coding region: 37-1542 (501 amino acids)
Biological process (GO): proteolysis
Cellular component (GO): cytosol
Molecular function (GO): metallodipeptidase activity
Source: RefSeq, a predicted model, not a curated record